CAUGUAGUAUUUGCUGCCAGUCAGUUGGUAUAUUUCAGCACAACAUUUUGUGGUCACACUGGGCAGAUUCUGAAAAAGAAUAUCUUAUUAUUUUUUGUGUAGCGUGAAUAUAUUUCGAAUAAUCCGAUCACAAUGACUGCCUGGAGAGCUGCCGGAAUUACCUACAUCCAAUAUUCCAACAUCGCCGCUCGCGUUCUGCGUGAGGCCUUGCGGACGGAACUGCGUGUGGAUGCCGCCAAACGCGACGCCAGCCAUGUCAAGUUCACGCCCUGGGCAAAUGGCAGGCCUGCACAUGAAAAGGCUUAAAAGUGUUCCGUCAACAAAUUAAUAGUUUCAAAACUGGCAGCGCCAAACCACCCAAUCGGAAUCGUAGAUGCUUUUCAGUGGCCCGUACGAAUGUUUUGCACCUAAAGUAACAUCUGUCAAUGCUGCCUGCAAUGAUUCCAAAAACGAAAAAAUUUAAAUAAAAUUUGAAUUGUUCAAACAAG
Messenger RNA from Drosophila gunungcola (fruit fly), 488 nucleotides. RefSeq names its product protein stunted (gene sun). Gene Ontology annotation, biological process: proton motive force-driven mitochondrial ATP synthesis. The transcript has 4 exons. Gene Ontology annotation, cellular component: mitochondrial inner membrane. NCBI's taxonomy places the organism in Eukaryota, Metazoa, Arthropoda, Insecta, Diptera, Drosophilidae. Gene Ontology annotation, molecular function: proton-transporting ATP synthase activity, rotational mechanism. The record is from RefSeq and is a predicted model, not a curated record. The coding region runs from base 133 to 306 and encodes 57 amino acids.